AUGGUACUUAUGAUGUCAUCAAUGCAUAUCUCCACCGAGCUUCUGCAUCUUUCAACGAGCUCAAAUGGAGGGUGGGGUGGAGAAAGGGUUAAAUUUUGGGAGGAUAAGUGGAUACAUGAUGAGGUUUCAUUGGAAGUUAAAUAUCCUAGAUUGUUCCUAAUCUCGGAACAACAAAAUCAAUUAAUACAGCAGAUGGGAGGGUACAAAGAUGGGGAGUGGGAGUGGAAUCUAUCUUGGAGAAGGCCAUUGUUCGACAAUGAGAUAGCAAUGGCUGUCAAUUUCCUAAAAGAUGUUGAAAGGUCAGUUAUUCAGCAAAAUGGAAGAGACGCAUGGGUGUGGAUGGCAGAUCCAAGUGGGAGCUACUCGGUGCAAUCUGCAUACAAGGUAAUGAGGGGGUCUAUAGUUGAUGGGAUCAAGGACAGGGCUUUUGAGGAGCUGUGGCAGCUGAAGAUUCCAACCAAAUAUGCAGUAUUUGCAUGGAGGCGUCUUAGAGAUAGACUACCCACUAGAAUAAACUUACACAGGAGACAAAUAGAUAUAUUGGAUAGGCACUGCCCAUUUUGCAGCAGAGAGGAAGAGGAAGAAGGACAUUUGUUUUUCCACUGCAAUAGAAUCAUUCGUAUUUGGUGGGAAUCAUUAUCCUGGGUGAACAAAUCUGCAGCUUUUCCAAAAGAUCCAAGACAACAUUUUCUACAGCAUGGAGAUAUAUUGAAUGAGGGGAGAAGGGUUACUAGGUGGAAAUGCUGGUGGGUGGCAGUGACCUGGACCAUUUGGCAGCAACGGAAUACGAUAGUAUUCUCCAAUGAAACAUUAGACAGCAACAAAUUGAUUGGCGAAGCAGCUUUCUUGUUGUGGACUUGGCUGAGGCAUUUGGAGAAGGAUUUUUUUUUUCAUUUUAACCAAUGGUCUAGUAAUCUUAGAGAAGGGAUAGUGUAA
Messenger RNA from Glycine soja, 936 nucleotides. RefSeq lists its product as uncharacterized. Lineage: Eukaryota; Viridiplantae; Streptophyta; Magnoliopsida; Fabales; Fabaceae. The record is from RefSeq and is a predicted model, not a curated record. The transcript has a single exon. The coding region runs from base 1 to 936 and encodes 311 amino acids.